This is a messenger RNA of Eublepharis macularius, 4919 nucleotides long. It is a transcript of the gene ATP2A3, whose product is annotated as ATPase sarcoplasmic/endoplasmic reticulum Ca2+ transporting 3. The record is from RefSeq and is a predicted model, not a curated record. NCBI's taxonomy places the organism in Eukaryota, Metazoa, Chordata, Lepidosauria, Squamata, Eublepharidae. The coding region runs from base 227 to 3226 and encodes 999 amino acids. The transcript has 21 exons. Gene Ontology annotation, biological process: calcium ion transmembrane transport; intracellular calcium ion homeostasis. Gene Ontology annotation, molecular function: P-type calcium transporter activity; ATP binding; ATP hydrolysis activity. Gene Ontology annotation, cellular component: membrane.
AGGCGGCUCUCCUCCUCCUCCUCCUCCUCCUCCUCGACCCCGGCUCCCCCUCCGGCGGGCGGGGAAAGCGACGGCUCCCCUCUCCGGAGACGGGGCGCACGGCUGGCGAGGCUGACAGCGCCCCUCCUCGAGCGACCCCUUCGGCUGGGGGCGGCCCCGGGUCCUGCCCACCCACCCCAAUUCCGCCCCCUUUCCCCCGCCGGGAAGGGCAUCGCCAACGGGGAGCAUGGAGAACGCGCACAGCCUGGCCGCCGACGAGGUGCUGCGGCGCUUCGAGGUGCGGGAGAGCUGUGGGCUGAGCGCGGAGCAGGUGCGGCGGCAGCGGGAGAAGUACGGGCUCAACGAACUCCCUGCUGAAGAAGGCAAGUCGCUCUUUGAGCUGGUGGUGGAACAAUUUGAAGACCUCCUAGUACGCAUCCUUCUCUUGGCUGCCUUCGUUUCGUUUGUCUUGGCAUGCUUUGAGGAAGGAGAAGAAACCACAACAGCUUUUGUGGAACCUGUUGUCAUCAUUAUGAUCCUCAUUGCCAAUGCGGUGGUUGGAGUGUGGCAGGAGAGGAAUGCUGAGAGUGCCAUAGAAGCCUUAAAGGAGUACGAACCGGAGAUGGGGAAAGUGAUCAGGGCGGACAGGAGUGGUGUCCAAAGGAUCAGAGCUCGAGACAUUGUCCCGGGUGAUAUUGUGGAAGUGGCAGUGGGUGACAAAGUGCCUGCCGAUAUCCGGAUCAUUGAGAUCAAGUCCACAACAUUACGAGUCGACCAGUCCAUUCUUACUGGUGAAUCUGUGUCGGUCAUCAAGCACACGGAUCCCAUUCCAGACCCCAGAGCCGUCAAUCAGGAUAAAAAGAACAUGCUGUUUUCUGGCACCAACAUUGCUGCUGGCAAAGCCGUUGGCGUUGUCAUCGCCACAGGAGUCUAUACAGAAAUUGGGAAGAUCAGGAACCAGAUGGUUGCGACCGAACCUGAGAAGACCCCUUUGCAGCAGAAGCUGGAUGAGUUCAGCCAACAGCUCUCCAAGGUCAUUUCUCUGGUCUGCAUAGCUGUUUGGGUAAUCAACAUCAGCCACUUUAGCGACCCCGUGCAUGGCGGCUCUUGGUUCCGCGGGGCUAUCUACUACUUCAAAAUUGCUGUGGCAUUGGCUGUGGCUGCUAUCCCUGAGGGACUUCCAGCUGUCAUUACCACUUGCCUGGCACUGGGCACCCGCCGGAUGGCCAAGAAGAAUGCGAUUGUGCGGAGUCUUCCUUCGGUGGAAACCCUGGGCUGCACUUCGGUCAUCUGCUCUGACAAGACCGGCACUCUAACAACCAAUCAGAUGUCGGUCUGUAGGAUGUUCGUUGUGGAGAAGAUAGACGGAGUUAAUUGCAGCCUUCAUGAGUUCACCAUCACGGGAUCCACGUAUGCACCCGAGGGGCAAGUGCUGAAGAAUGACCUACCUGUUCAGUGUGGGCAAUAUGACGGCUUGGUGGAGCUGGCCACAAUCUGUGCCCUUUGCAAUGAUUCCUCCCUGGAUUAUAAUGAGUCCAAGAAAGUCUACGAAAAAGUGGGAGAAGCAACAGAAACAGCCUUGACAUGCUUGGUGGAAAAGAUGAACGUUUUCGACACAGAUAUCGACAAACUUUCCCAGGUGGAGCGUGCGAAUGCCUGCAACUCAGUGAUCAAAAAACUGAUGAAGAAGGAGUGCACGCUUGAGUUCUCCCGUGAUCGCAAGUCCAUGUCAGUUUACUGCACACCGGUAUCCUCUAUCCACAAUUCCUCUGGCAGCAAGCUCUUUGUCAAGGGCGCCCCAGAAAGUGUCAUUGAGCGCUGUAACUACAUCCGUGUUGGCAAAAAUCGUGUCCCUCUGACUCUCUCCACCAAGGAGAAGAUACUCUCCAAAAUCCGAGAGUGGGGCACCGGUAUUGACACUCUGCGUUGCCUCGCACUGGCCACUAGGGAUCACCCCCAGCGGAAAGAGGAGAUGCGCCUGGAUGACUCCAGCCAGUUCAUUAACUAUGAGACAAGCCUGACCUUUGUUGGCUGUGUGGGGAUGUUGGACCCUCCCCGGAAGGAAGUUAUGUCAUCCAUUGAGAUGUGCAGGAAAGCAGGCAUCCGAGUUAUAAUGAUCACCGGUGACAACAAGGGGACGGCCGUAGCGAUCUGCCGGAGGAUUGGUAUCUUCUCGGAGACUGAAGAUGUGACAGGCAAAGCUUACACGGGCAGAGAAUUCGAUGACCUUAUGCCAGAGGCACAGCGUGAGGCCUGCCGCUCCACUCGGUGUUUCGCUCGGGUGGAGCCUGCCCAUAAGUCCAAAAUAGUUGAAUAUCUACAAUCCUUCAAUGAAAUCACAGCAAUGACUGGUGAUGGAGUUAAUGAUGCCCCGGCCUUGAAGAAAGCCGAAAUUGGUAUUGCUAUGGGCUCUGGCACAGCCGUGGCCAAAUCGGCAGCAGAAAUGGUCUUGUCCGAUGACAACUUUUCAACUAUCGUUGCCGCUGUGGAGGAGGGCAGGGCAAUCUACAACAAUAUGAAGCAGUUUAUCCGGUACCUCAUCUCUUCCAACGUCGGGGAGGUUGUAUGUAUCUUCCUGACAGCCAUCUUGGGGCUGCCUGAAGCACUGAUCCCGGUCCAGCUACUGUGGGUGAACCUGGUGACAGACGGUUUGCCAGCCACGGCUCUUGGCUUCAAUCCUCCGGACCUUGAUAUCAUGGACAAACUACCCCGAAAUCCCCGGGAGCCUCUCAUCAGCGGAUGGCUUUUCUUCCGCUACUUGGCCAUUGGAGUGUAUGUUGGCCUGGCGACAGUAGGGGCAGCUACCUGGUGGUUUUUGUAUGAUGCUGAAGGGCCCCAAGUUACCUUUUACCAGCUGAGGAACUUCAUGAGAUGCACUGAGGAUAACCCGAUCUUUGAAGGGGUGGACUGUGAAAUCUUUGAAUCUCGUUAUCCAACAACUAUGGCGCUCUCAGUGCUGGUGACCAUUGAGAUGUGCAAUGCUCUUAACAGCGUGUCUGAAAACCAGUCGCUUCUGAGGAUGCCUCCCUGGCUCAAUCUCUGGCUCCUUGGGGCUAUUGUCAUGUCUAUGGCGCUGCAUUUCCUGAUUCUCUCUGUGAAACCAUUGCCUUUGAUAUUUCAGGUAACGCCCCUCAGAUGGGCACAGUGGGUGGUGGUGAUGAAAAUCUCGUUGCCGGUUAUCUUGUUGGAUGAAGGCUUGAAGUACCUCUCCCGCAACCAUUUAGAGGGCAAAGAGAUCAAGAAAUGAAUGCUAUGAACUCAGUUUCUCAACAAAAGAGCCCAAAACUCUCAACUGGGACUGAAGAAUUUGCAUGCUAGAAUAUCACCAGAAGCCAGCAAGCAACAUGCAUGUGUUUUGAGUCUCGGACUUAAUGCGGGUGAAUCAUCAAAAGAAAUGAAAAACUGAUUUUUUUUUGUUUUGUUUUUCACUUUUGUUAUGUAGCUUUUUUCUGUACAUAAUGGUGCAAAUACUGGACAGAUAAAUUAUGGGUCAGGGGUAGAAUUUGCUCUGUUAUGAAGGCAGAGUAUUUGAGGUCCUUAUGGAUAAGCUUCUAUAGAUUCCUUUUUUUCAUUUUUCAUUUUUGUUCCUCCCUAAAUGCCCUAAAAACUGCAUUUUUUUUGUCCUGUCUAGAAGUGGAGAGAUUGCAAUGGUUUCCAGGUUAGAGGAUAGCUGAGCUCUUUUCAGAUGCAACUCCUGCUAGGUAGGGCAUCAGGUGCAAACCAGACACAGGAUGCGGAAGAGUCAAUGACAGCCUGUCGUACAGAACAACAGCACUAGAAUCUCUGUUUUUCUCACGUCACUUAGCAAGUGUGACCAGGAAGGGUUUUUUUAUAGAGGUUAGGCCUGCUCCGGACUAUUGUUAUUAAGGGGCCUUUUGUCUUGGCUCUUUCAGCCAGAUCUUAGUAGAAGAGCACAGCAUAAAACCAUGGCUUGAUUUCUCUUGGGGUCCUGAGUUCAAGACCUGCAAGCAACUUGAGCUGUGAUGGCUCUGCGUUUUAGGGAGAUUGAUGCCCUGCUGAGGAAAUUGUUCUAAGGAAGAAAGAAAUUAAUAAGUCAUGGUUCUGGUUUAUUAUAUGAACCGCUCUCGAACGCUUGCUUUCAUUUCUUCCCACCCCUCAUUUUGUGUUCAAAGCUUUAGCAAAUGAAUAAGAUGAAUUAUUAACGUUAUUAUUGAUUUAAUAUGAAAUAGUAGGAUAUGUGCAAUGGAAAACUGUUACCCAGAAAUCGGGUGAAGGGCUAUUCCAGGUUCCUCUGACCUGGGCAUUUAGAAAGAGGAGUCUUCUGGGUCUUAGAGCCCAGCGCACAUAAAGUGGCAGAAAGGAACUUCUCUGGGCAAGAUGAGGUUCAAAGCAUUUCUCGCUCAGGCAAGAGUAAUGUCCCCAGAAAGCUGAGAGGAAGAAGAACAAAGCCCAGAUGGUAACCAUGUAUGCCUAUAAAUGAGCCCCUUCCCAACUGUAUCAUCCCUACAAAAAAAUCUAUAAAAGAAAAUCUUUCCCAGGGCAAAGGACCCCAUUGUGUCAACAGCAGCCAAUGGACCAAUCAGUUUCCCCUGCCCUCUCCCCCUGUUUGCAUGUGUGAACAUUUCUAAAUACUGCGGAGGAGUUAGCCGUGUUAGUCUGUGGUAGCAAAAUCAAAAAGAGUCCAGUAGCACCUUUAAGACUAACCAAUUUUAUUGUAGCAUAAGCUUUCGAGAAUCAAGUUCUCUUCGUCAGAUGCAUGAUACAGAGACUGGUCAAAUAUAGAAGAGGAGGGAGGAGAAGGGGAGGAGAGAGAAGAGGCAAUUAGGGGGGGAAAGGGGAGGGUGCAAUCAAAACAUUCCUUUGCUAGUAUAUGUAAACAUCUCCUUUUCGUGUGUGGGCUGUUUUAUAAGACACAGGAGCAGGGCUUUUUUUCAGCCGGAACGCAGUGGAACAGAGUUCCGGAACCUCUUGAAAAUGGU